GUUACGCAUUUCGCCCGGCGUGCUCGCUCCGUAUAUAAUAAACACACAGACACACAGACACACACUUAUUCAAUGUGAAACGGUAAAAAAAAACUAUUGUGACCGGUCAAUGUGCUUAUUGUUGUAAAAACAAGCAGGACUAGGCUGUUAUUUCUAGCAAUUAAAAGCAAUGAUACGAGUGUCCUCGCUACUAUCGUUACCAUCUUUAGUAGUGAUUCCCAGGUUCACCACCACCACCACCACCACCACCACACUGAUAACCUUUGGUCGUCGUCGUCGUCAUCGUAAUCGUGGUGGCAAUUAUUGUUUAUUUCGAAGCGACAGCGACAGGCACGGGUCUCUCCUCUUUUCUCUCUUCUGUUCUUCGGCCACAUCUGGAACGAUGAAGUUUGUGCAGUUCGAAAGACGGUGCAACGGUAAUAAAAAGAAAGCACUUGGUGUUGAAACGGUGCACAAUGGUAAACAUGUGAUUGUCGAUUUAAAUUUAGCAGAUCCGUCCAUUCCGAUGGACAUGAGAACAUUUCUUGACGAUAACCACAACAACUUAAUUAAAGCAUUAAAGGUGGUUGAAAACUCAAAGUGUUCAAGUGUAAAGGAAGAUGUGAAGUUAUUGUCACCAAUUACAAAUCCUGAUAAAUUAAUUUGUGUUGGUAUGAACUACAAAGACCACUGUGAAGAAAUGAAUAUUGCUCUGCCCGCAGAACCGGUGAUCUUUAGUAAGUUCUCCAGCUGCAUUGUUGGUCCAACGGAUAAUGUUGAAUAUCCCAAAGAAACGACACAACUUGAUUGGGAAGUGGAACUGGCCAUCGUUGUCGGUAAAGAAGGGAAGAAUAUUUCCCUCAAAGAAGCAAUGUCUUACGUGUUUGGUUACACUGUUGCCUUUGACGUGAGCGCCCGAGACUGGCAGCUGCAGAAAAAUGGACAACAAUGGCUUCUGGGGAAAUCUAUGGAUACGUUUUGUCCUUUGGGACCAUGCAUUGUUAUGAAAGAAGACAUUGCUGAUAUAGGAAACCUUGGAAUUCGAUGCCGAGUGAAUGGAGUACCAAAGCAGAAUAGUAAUACUUCAAUGCUUGUACACAGUGUGGAGAAACUAAUUGUCUUCAUAUCUCGGUUUGUCACUUUGAAACCCGGGGAUGUAAUUCUAACUGGAACCCCUCUCGGGGUUGGUGUCUUCAGAAACCCUCCAGAAUUUUUAAGUAAGGACCAUGUAAAGUGUCAAAUCAGAUUGUUUAACAAAGUGAAUGUCUCUAUUGGUGAUUGAAGUACUGCAGCUGGC
This is a messenger RNA of Octopus sinensis (East Asian common octopus), 1276 nucleotides long. RefSeq names its product fumarylacetoacetate hydrolase domain-containing protein 2-like. The record is from RefSeq and is a predicted model, not a curated record. Gene Ontology annotation, molecular function: hydro-lyase activity. NCBI's taxonomy places the organism in Eukaryota, Metazoa, Mollusca, Cephalopoda, Octopoda, Octopodidae.